This is a messenger RNA of Passer domesticus (house sparrow), 4734 nucleotides long. It is a transcript of the gene ATF6, whose product is annotated as activating transcription factor 6. Gene Ontology annotation, biological process: regulation of transcription by RNA polymerase II; endoplasmic reticulum unfolded protein response. Gene Ontology annotation, molecular function: RNA polymerase II cis-regulatory region sequence-specific DNA binding; DNA-binding transcription factor activity, RNA polymerase II-specific. The record is from RefSeq and is a predicted model, not a curated record. Gene Ontology annotation, cellular component: nucleus. The transcript is spliced from 15 exons. Lineage: Eukaryota; Metazoa; Chordata; Aves; Passeriformes; Passeridae. The coding region runs from base 76 to 1854 and encodes 592 amino acids.
CCGCCGGCGGCCGCCGUGGCGGGCGGGCCCGGCCCAGCCGGAAGCAGACGUGUGUUUCGGGAGGAACGGGAAGCGAUGGCGGCGGCCGAGGCCGAGUGGGAGCCGGCGGGGUUGCUGCCCGCGCCGGGGGGCGGCCUGGACUGGGAGGCUGUGCUGGGCGAGGAGCUGAGCGAGCUGCUGGGCGCCGCGGCCCCGAAGGACGAGCCCGACGAAAAUGAUCUCUAUAACUUUCAUUUUGAUUUGGAUUUGAUGUCUUGGGACUCAGACCUUUGGAAUAUUACAGGCCAUGCUUAUGCAGAUGCAAAUGUGAAGACAGAACCUUUAUCACCAGCCACUUCCAGCUGUUCGGUCCCUUCACCACCGUCUGUGGACUCUCCGGUGCAGAAUGUGCCUGAUGAUGUGGACUUCAGCUGUAGCUCCCAGAUGUCUCCCAUCUCUCUCUACAGCAAGAGCUGCAGAAGCCCUGCAUCCCCUGAAGGAGAUGGAGGGAAGAAGCCUGCUGUGAGCAUCUCUUCUCGGUCUGCAAAUAAUUCUGUGAGGAGCCUGAAGAAGUGUGGUCAGACAGUGUCCAGGCCUUUGAUACAACCCAAACCCCUUUUGCCUGCUGUGCCUGAAGCUCAGGCUAACAUUGGAAUCCCAGCUAAAACCAUCAUUAUUCAGACUCUUCCCACGCUUGUGCCACUGCCAAAGAAUCAGCCAGUUGUUAACAUCCAGCCAGCACCUCCUAAAGGUCCAUCUGUGGUGCUGCCCCAGCCUGCUGUGGUACAACUCCAGGCUUCUGGGGUGCUUCCUGCUUCCCAACCAGUCAUUGCAGUCACUGGAGGGGCCCCAGCACUUCAGAACCACACGGUGAAGGCGCUGUCUCCAGCUGCUGGGAACAGCUCCAGCAGCGGCAAAAUCCCGGUGGCAAAGCCCUUGCUCCAAAGCAGCUCCCCAGCCAUGGGGCUGGAUGUCAAUGUCUUGAGGCGGCAGCAGCGCAUGAUUAAAAACCGUGAGUCAGCCUUUCAGUCACGCAAGAAAAAGAAGGAAUACAUGUUGGGACUGGAGGCCAGGCUGGAGGCAGCCCUGCUGGAGAAUGAGAAACUCAAGAAAGAAAACAGCACGCUGAAGAGGCAGCUGGAUGAAGUGGUAUUAGAGAACCAGAAGCUCAAAGUAUCAUCUCCGAAGAGAAGGACACUGUGUGUGAUGGUGAUAUUGGUCUUUAUAAUGUUGAAUUAUGGUCCAUUGAGUGUAUUUGAAAAGGAUCCCAAUGGAGUCGAUUCCACUGUGAGUUCUAACCACCGAACCAGAAAUCUUCUGGAGUUCUCAGCUCACCAGGAGUCCAGCACAGCUCAGAAGAUACCUGAGGGCAUUUUUUCUGAGAAGAGUAACAAGUAUGACCAUUCUGUAUCUGAUAACAAAGCACUAAUGAUAGUCUCAGAAGAACCACUGUUAUAUAUUUCACCACCACCACCCCCCUGCCGGCCUCUGAUCAACAGGACAGAGUCGCUGAGGCUGACCCACGAGCUGAGAGGAUGGGUGCACAGGCACGAGGUGGAGCGCACGCGGUCCCGGCGGCUGAGCAACAGCCAGCAGCAGCGAGCACGAGUCCCGCAGAGCUCCCUCAGUGACAAAGCAGAUUCCCAGCUAAUGGCCAUGCCUUACACAGACACCAGUCUCAGGAACUCAGGGAAUGAGCUGCAAGUGUAUUAUGCCUCUCCAAGGAGCUACCAAGACUUCUUUGAAGCAAUUCACCGAAGGGAAGAUACGUUCUAUGUGGUGUCAUUCCGCAGAGUAAGUGCAGCAGGGGCUGGUACUGGCCUUUUAUGCUGGUACCUAAGACUGUUUCUAGCAGAGAUGCCAAAGAUGAUUUAGUCAAGAUUGAAGGGCAAACCUGAUCUAGCAGCAAGCUCUGUCCCGAGGCACUUUUCAAUGACUUGCUUAGAUUCUUUUGUGAGUGCAGAAGAAAGGACUCCUGCACAGCCAGAGGGGUGCCAUCAGCAGGGCCCCAGCCUAGGAGGUGCCCUUUCACCUCCUCCUGGGGCUUGCUGACUUCAUUUUCUCUGGACUACAGCUCCCUUUUCCCUACUGACUAGGAGCUGUGAGGGGACUGAUUCCUCCCCAGUGCUGUCCCACACUUCACUUGUGUUGCGUGCACUUGUCCGAGUGAGGAGCCAAGGCCUAGAGAUGAAAUGUUUUGUUCUCCUCUCUCACUGUUUCCCGUGCAGACACUCCCACAUACUUAAUAUGCUGUUACAGCCCUGUAACAUAAAAAACAGAGCAAGAAUCAUGUAGUUAAAAUGUUGCAGGGAAUGGGUACUUCUGGUUGUAAUGCUCCAAGUAGAAAGUAGGACUGUGGAUCUCAGGAGUUCCCUUCCACCUGAUGUCCCUGGAUGCUCUGUCCCCAAUUCCUGCUCUGCAGCCUCAUAAACCCCAGCAUUUCUCCUGGAUGCAUGUGAUAAAAUGGAACAUUUUUUGUGUGUUCUCACUUGCACUGCAGGAGCUGUGCCCCCGAGUUCCUUGAAUUUUCUAGAAAAUGGGAUUUGCUAGAGCUGCCCCUACAUGGUAGGACUCAGCCAAGACUUCUGGAAGUGCAGAGAUGGAAAGCAAAGCUCUUGCACACUGCAUGUUCUUCUGGGGAUGCUUGCUACCUGUAAGACUGAGAUUCCCAUGAUCUAAUAAAUUUUAUUUUCUCUCCUUGUCUUGGAAGGCUUGCAGGUCCGCAUAUUUACAGUUGAAGUUUACAUAUUUUUUUUUUUCCUUUUUAAGGAGGAGAGAGGAAAAUAAAGUAGCAUUUGGAUCAGCUGAGUCCAUAGAAGAAGCAGGGCUUUUGCUCUGCGUCUAAAGAAAUUAAUUUGUUGCUAUUAUCAGGGGAAUCUGUAAUGUCAUUUCAAACAAGAAGAGUCUGCUGCUCUGCCCACCCCCUUGAUUUCUGCUCUGUAAUGUCUGUGAUACAGGUCUGCUUGAUGUGUCCUAAAAGCCCAGUGGAGUGUGGGUACAAAACCCCAGCUGGUGGAUCUGAGGUGCUCUGUCAGCAGUGAAGAGACACCUGGCUGCCUCUGUGUGAGCCUGGCACCCCCACAGCUCUCUAUCAAAGCUCACAUCUGGUUUGCCACAGAGUGCUCAGGCCUUGCAGUUGUUUCUAGAAUUACCUGAAUAGCUAGUUAAUUUGAAAAGUAAUUUAGUAAAUCAUUGGAGAAAACAAAUCCCAUCCAAUUUACUUUGGCCUCUAAAUGCUGCUUCAGAUCAUUCCACCCUUGUGUGGUUAGGAUCACAGUCCUCACAACUUGGAGUGAUUAAGCAGUAAAUUUCUCCAUCCUGGAAGGUUCACUCAGUGAUGACAUCUCUGCAGGCUUAUUUAAGGACAGUGACAUUUUUUAGGGUAAGAAUGUAAUUACUGUUCUUAAGGAAAACACAGUUUAAAGUUUAAUUCACUUGGGAAAUUCAGAGGACUUCUGGCAUUUCCUCUCACUACUUUCUCUAUUUCAAAGCCGAAAUGUCUCCUAAUAUCAAAGUUUGCCACUUGCAUUUAUUGCAGUGCAUAUAGAGUAUCUUACAGUAGAAUGCAGUAAAAAGUAGAUAUUAAAUGGUUUAUGUUUCUUAGAGCAAGAGUGAUGCUGGCCCUAUGGGCAUCAAUGGCAAAGCCUUUACCAACUUCUGUAAGAGCAGGAAUUUGCUUUAUAAAUUUCUGCUAUAAACCAUAGAGCUUCAGGGAAACCUUGUAUUAUGAAAGUACAUUUCCGGUCCCAUAAGCAAACAUCUGCAGUAAGCAUUUAACAGCUUUUCAAGUUCUGCAAACAAAUUUUUGGUGAAAUUAUUUAAGCCAAAUUUCAAUCAGAACUUUUGUUCUUUCCUUGUUUGCUAGGAAUAAAAAUGUCUAGGUUGUGAUGUGCUUCUGCUGGUAAUAAGCCUGUGCUGUGCUAAUUGUAUUUGAGAUUAUAUAAUUGUAUUUGGGAUGAUCUGUUACUUUCAGGAAGCAAAAUAUUAUAAAGCCUGGCUUUGGCAUGCUUGUGCAGCAGCAGUUUGCUGUUCUGCACACACUGCUGGCAACAAUAAUUUGAAUGUAUCAGAGAGCAUGAGGCAGGUUCCAAUUCACUGUACUCCUGAUGCCAUCGACAUCCUGCAGGGAAAACUGCUUUAGAAGAAGUUGGCUUCAGAUGGUGUUUCACAGCCAGAACUUCAGUCCUAGCAUAUAUUUUCCUCCUACUUUGUUGCACUUGACAGUGGGUGGUUUUUACUGAGCAGGGAGUUUUCUGCUGUUGACUUUUUUUGCAGAUUUCUGCAGACUGGGAUGUGUAAUUUGGUGUUUCAUUCACAUGAAUUGAUUAGACCCACAUAGUCCUGCUGCCACAAAGAUAGAGCAGCCAUUCUGUAUGUUUGAGUUCUGUGGAUUUGCAACUGCUGUCAGUUAACAUGCAGAUUUUUGAAAGAUUUUACAAACUGCCCUUUUUCCUGUGGAGCCUUUGUAGCUGUUCAGAGGAAAAAGGUUACUUUAUCCCAGAACUGAAGGAUUUUUAGAUCUUGUCCUAUAUUUUAUAAAUAUGCUGAGAAUAAUAUAUGGUAAAAGAACUGAGGCUUAGGGCAUAGUAUCCAUGAUAAAAUUGUCUGUUCUUUUCAAAGCAGAGGUCAUCCUUUAGCUUGUCUUCUCUGUGAAGCUGAUUCUUGCCUCUCCUCUGGGAGAAUUUGAGGAAGCAAACAGUAUGUGUGAUUGUGCUUCAGUAUGCCCUGAAAUUCAGUGAGACAGCCUCUGUCAAA